Molecule: messenger RNA, 564 nt
Organism: Perkinsus marinus ATCC 50983
Lineage: Eukaryota; Perkinsozoa; Perkinsida; Perkinsidae
Exons: 1
Coding region: 1-564 (187 amino acids)
Source: RefSeq, a predicted model, not a curated record
AUGGCACCUACGUUGAAGGUAACUCCGAGCCCAUUGUCUAGUAAGGGACUGACGAUUGCGAAGAUGGAAGCAUGGUUCGAGAAGUAUCAUACUACUGCGGCGUUCUAUGGGUGGUCCAGUGAUGAGAUCUAUAAGUAUGUUCCAUUGUUUCUAGAAGAUUCGGUCUUGGGGGUAUAUGAUAGUAUGACGCCUGAAGAUAAGAAGGAUUCGAAUAAGAUCAAAGACCACUUGAUACAACGGCUAUUGACGAAGGAUGUAUUCGAGGACUUCCUGUCUUCAAUUCUAGUCUUGCUUCCUUCAGAGACUUUACUUGAAUACAGCUAUGAUCUUAAGCGGUUGGCAACGAGAAUGUUGACAGUUGAAGGUACUUCGGUAUCAGAUACUGUGAUUGAUGGUGUGGCUAAAGGUCAGUUUUUGAGGGGUAUACCUCAGGAGAUUGCCAGUAAACGGAGGGUACUGCAGUUGCCUACGUUAGAAGAAUGUGUUCUUCUGCCACUCUUGAAGAACACUACGGUUAUGGUAAAUAGUUCGGCUGCUGGUAUCCGAUCACAACAAGACCCGUAA